Neohortaea acidophila is the source of this 4712-nucleotide messenger RNA. Its product is annotated as autophagy-related protein 11-domain-containing protein. Gene Ontology annotation, molecular function: molecular adaptor activity; protein kinase binding. The record is from RefSeq and is a predicted model, not a curated record. The transcript has a single exon. Gene Ontology annotation, biological process: autophagy of peroxisome; piecemeal microautophagy of the nucleus; positive regulation of protein phosphorylation. The coding region runs from base 125 to 4246 and encodes 1373 amino acids. Gene Ontology annotation, cellular component: extrinsic component of membrane; Atg1/ULK1 kinase complex; phagophore assembly site membrane. NCBI's taxonomy places the organism in Eukaryota, Fungi, Ascomycota, Dothideomycetes, Mycosphaerellales, Teratosphaeriaceae.
GACAGCUCCAGGCAGGCUCGCGGCUUAUCAUGUUGUCACGCUGACUCGCCCAUCACCCUCGACGCCACGCCAUACACACGCGUUCCUCUCCCCAACCGCGUGUGCAGGGGGCCAUGUCGCGCGGAUGUCGAUGAUUACAGUCUUCAUCGGACACUCAGGAGACCGUCUGAGCCUCGAUCCCAGCCUCAUCACCGAUCUCGACGCCCUCAAGGCUCUGGUCAGCCAGCAUGGCAUCCUCCCUCGCCAUCAGAUUCUUCUCACUCCCUCCGGCAAGCAAGCCCGCAAUCAAACUCUUCUCACCGAGACGGAACUGUUCGUCUUCGACUCAAGUCGUCUAAACAAUCAGCAUCCCACCUCCCCCUCCACUUCCAGCCUCGCCGCGUCGGACGCCCGCGAUUUCAGCCCUGGCACCGUGCCAGAUGCCAUAUCAAAUCAGACCAACCUCCAAGCAUGGCAGAAUCUCUUUCGUCUCCGCAAAACCUGGGCUAGUGGCCUGCUGAACGGAUGCGACGGUCGAGCCCGCCAGGCGGAGAAAUAUCAAGAUGAGCAGUUGAUCAUCGAGCGGAGCUUGGGCGUGGCUGUCGCCAGUCUUCAGCAGCAUGUAAAGAGCGCGGAGCAGAAGUUCGUCACGGCCGAGUCUUGGGCGCAUGAGGUCUUGCAGCAACAGCAUAUCCACGCGGGGGACUGGGAAGAGAACCUGGAGCGCCUGGAGCGUAUCCCUGCGAGAGCGGAGUUCAUGAAGUUCAUCCAGCCACUGCUGGUCAAUUCGAAGGUCUCCCCACAGCAACGCGAUGCGGUGACUCUACAGGCAUUCGUGGACGCUGCAAGCAUCAAGAACGCUGCCGACACUGCCGGCACACUGGUCGCAGAUUUCGAGGACAAAGUCGGCAAGAUCCGAGCCGACCUGGACAAUGUCGUCAAAGAGAGGGACGAGCUGCUCCGGGCUGUUGACCAGAUCAGUGCCAACUCCGUAGCCAGCAAUACCUCGGAGCCUGCGCAGUUGCUGGAGGAGAUCGAGAUCGUGGUGAAGAAAAUGACAGCGGACCUCGAGCACGUCCAAUCACUUCCCAACACUUCGCAGUCCGUCACGCAGGUCUCGAAGAUGGCUUUGCUGCACACCAGAAACUACCUGCCCAACCUGAGUCAAUAUUGUGUCGAGAUGAACGAGGCCGUGCGAAGGGCGCAACAACAGCGGAACGGCGCUGCGGACACCGCCAUGGAGCACAUGCGCCAUUUGGCCAGCAUCGAAUCCGAUCUUGCGGAGUUGUUCCAAAACACUAAAAACCUGGAAACACCUCCAGACGGACAGCACGCUUUUUCCACCCUGCGCAUCGUCUCCCGGCUCCCUUCCGUCUAUGGCGCGCUCCUCAUCGAAUCCCUCAGACGGCGAGAGUGGGUCGCGAAGAUGAAGCGUGACGCAGGCACCCUGCAGGAAGAAGUUGCAACCUACCAAGACGAAGAGGACAAGCGACGGAAGAAGUGGGUUCGCACGGUCGAGGAUGUCGCGAAAUCCGACGCUUUGCGAAGCAGCGUCUUGGGCAUUGAACUCAGCCUGCAAAACGAAGGGGGCAGCUGGCCAAUGGUCACACGUGACGAAUUGCACGAGCAUCUCAAGGUGCUGCAAGAGGCCUAUGGCCCAUGUGCACUCACAGACGAGAUGGAUCAGGCCAUCAAAGACCUUGAUAAGCCGACGAGGAAGCAAAUCAAGCACGCAAAGGCAUUCAAGAAUGGCAGUAUGCAUGAGGCCGCAUUUGGCGACACCUCUCUUUUGCUGAGGGGCGACGAGCAGCACAAGACCUUGCGUGAGAUCAAUUUACGCCUCGAGGAAGACCUCAAAGGGCAGAAGAGCCGAGUUCGGAAGUUGGAAGACCUGCUGCACAGAUCAUCCACUAUUGGCCGAGCAAACACUGGAGACAUGUUCACACCUCAUAGCGGCUCUAGCUUCGAGCGCAAUCUGCCGUCUCCGGUCGGCAUCAAUCAGCAGCCUUCCGACGAGUCGAUGCCCCACGGUCAGCAAAGGAAACAGUCCAUGCAACUGAUGGAGGAAGAGCGACUCGCUCGGCGGGUCGUAGAUCUGGAAGCUGAACUUGAGGCUGCUCGAAACGAAGUGACAAGCCGCAAAAACUCGGAUGCGGAAUUUCAAAAGCAAGUGGAAGAAGCCACGUUAACCAAACGCGACCUGAUGGACAACAUGGCGACACAGCAAAAAGAGUUUGCCGCCGAGCGACGGACCUUGGAGAGGGAGCUGGCAGAAGCGAAAGAGGAGAUUGAGCGACUCGUGGGAUCGAGAGACGACGAGAGGACCGGAACGGAUGCAAGGCUCAGCCUGUACGAGCAGGAGGUCGCUCGCUUGAAGCAAGAGGCCGCGGAUCACGCCGCGCGUACAGCAGGAGAGCUGCACACGAGGACCUCCGCGGAGCGCAGACUGGACGCCGCCGAAACUGCCAGACACGAGGCUGAAAUACAAUUACAAAAGAUGCGCAUGGACAAAGAGCAAGACCAAGAGGUUGAAGCCGGACGUAUGCAGCUGCUUGGAACCGUUCAUUCAAGUCUCUCGCCGGGCACAGAGAUCCCCGAGGGAAUAUCAGCGAUUUGUACGGCGCUGGAGGAGCUGUCUCGCCGCUCUGUGUCCCAUGCCAAAGACCUAGAGGAGGCUAUCGCCCUCGCCAAGUCGGAGAACCAGUCUCUGUGGACGAGCAAUGAAAGGCAGAAGAACGAGUUGACGGCCGCAGUGCAGAAGCAGGCCGAUGCCGAAGCCGACACGCGCCGGGGACAUGAGCGUCUAGACAGCGAGGAAGCCAAGACGUCUUCCCUGGAGCAACAGCUGAGGGAGGAGCAAGAACAGCUUCGCCUUCUGCGAAACAAAUUCGCAGAUGGAGAGACUGGAUCUGAAGUGCUGCGACAACGUGCGGCCGAGGAAGAGGCUCGAGCUGGCAAACUCUCGGCUGAUCUGGCGGAAGCCCGUUCGCAUAUUAACAGUCUCGAUGUGGAGCUGAUGCGAUUGCAGAAAAAGCACGAUGCUCUUCAGCAGGACCAAACAGCGUCUUCCGAGUGGCUGGGGAGAAGAGCAGAGCAUGCAAAGGACCUCUCUCAUCGCUUGUUUGCGCAGAACUCACGGCUGGGAAGGUUACUGGAGCGCUUGGGACUGGUGGUAAAUUACCAGGAUCAGACCAUGACCAUCGAGCGGGCCUCUAAGCUAUCAUCAAGUACGACCAUGAUCGACACGCAAGGACAACUGAAUCGGACGGUGUCGUUGGCUUCACCCCCGCUAUCACGCAAGUCGUCUGCUAUCGAGGAGCCUUCGGACCUCUCAUCUCUGCGAUGGUCAAACGCCGCGUCGAUGGAAGAAGAAAAUGCGCAAUUCGAAGCCUUCUCGCAACAAAUCUCGCGCUUCAACGUCGAUACGUGCAUCGAAGCGGUGGUCAAGCGGGUGCGGGACUUUGAGUACACGGCACGGAAGUACAACAAAGAAGCCAAGGAGUCGGGCAAGCGAGCGGACGCAUACAAAGACCGUUCGAUUAAGUUGAAGAGUGAAGCGCACGCCAAAAUCGCCGUCAAGGACUUCAAGGAAGGUGAUUUGGCCCUCUUCUUGCCGACGCGCGGCCAAGCGAAGGGGGCAUGGGCGGCUUUCAAUAUCGGAUGUCCGCACUACUUUCUCGCGGAAAAGGAGGGCAUGCGUCUGGCCAAUCGAGAUUUUAUCGUCGCGCGCAUCAACAAGAUCGAGCAGAAAGUCGUUGAUCUAAGCAAAACGAUGCCUCAGCCGCCCGAUCGAGGAAGUGCAGAUGAGACGGCCGAGGGUGCGCCAUCAUCCAUGGACGAUGACAACCCCUUUGACCUCUCGGACGGCUUGACGUGGUGGCUCAUCCACGCAACAGAAGAAAGAGGUGCAAGCGGUGCACCCAGCACCCCCGGACUGGGGAGAAGCACAGUCGCCGCCGCGGCGGUCGAUGCCAAAGCCAUUCGCGUGCAGCGGAACAGCAACGACAACGCGAGCGAGCGCCUUAACAAGACCCUUGACAGCCGGCGCAGUAGUUCUGCCUCCACGAAGAAGGGUGUAGCAGGGAUCAUGGCGCCGGUGACGGGAGCCACGGCGAACGCGGGCGCUGUUGCUGUCGGCUCCCAGUCUGCACUCAAGCCGUUGCCCCUUGCCACUGGCAGCAGCGGACUGGGCAUCACUUCCACCGAAGCAGACGCCCAGUCAAUAAACCAACAGGUGCGCCGUCAUGACCUGCUCCUCGGGCCCUGACCCUUGAGCCUGUGAUUAAUGAGAGAUUCACAGAUGCCUCCUCCCACCACUGCCUCGCCUCCGCCAUCCCGAGCACGAAGCACCGACUCGCGUACGGCAACGUCCACCACUGCAACGCGGGCGCAACAACGCUCCAAGUCGCCGUCCAAGUCCAUUCGUUCGUUGCAGCAGCAUUUGGAGCCGAGCAAGACGCCUGCAAAGGCUUCGCCCGCGAAGUCGCCGGUGCGGACGCAGCCGAAGCCGCAGGGGCAGGCGUGGGAGUCGUUGUGGCAGGGGGAGUUUUCGCUCGAGAGUCCUUCGAAGUCGGGGAAGUAGAAGACUUGAGGGACAUUUGGAAGGGGUAGAUGUAUCUAUGAAUAUCAUGACUACUAGCACGCAGAUCUAAUGAGAAAGAUGAGAGUCUCAUCAUCUUAAUUUUGGUGAACUUCUUACAAUUGGGAAUUAAUGUUUGAAAUGUCAUCAUUCG